UGUGUCAGACAGAAGCAGUCAAAAUUGACUUAAGAUAUCCUGCUGUGUCCGGACUGUCCAGUUUCCUUUGAUUAAUUUCACAGUAUCGUUUCAGUGAUAUUUAGUUAUUAUAAAUCUACUUGCGAUGAGUGAGCAAUCAUCCCUACUUCUUCGAAAACAACUGGCAGAACUCAACAGAAAUCCUGUGGAAGGCUUUUCGGCUGGCCUGGUUGACGAUAAUGACAUUUACCAAUGGGAAGUGGUGAUCAUUGGACCGCAGGACACGCUAUUCGAAGGAGGGUUUUUUAAAGCGUACCUGACAUUUCCUUAUGACUACCCAUUGCGGCCUCCAAAGAUGAAGUUCACUACUGAAAUCUGGCACCCUAACGUGGCAAAGAAUGGCGACGUGUGCAUCUCCAUCCUGCACGAGCCCGGCGAGGACCGCUUUGGUUACGAGAAGCCGGAGGAGCGAUGGCUGCCCAUCCACACAGUGGAGACCAUCAUGAUCAGCGUCAUCUCCAUGCUGGCCGACCCCAACGGGGACUCGCCUGCCAACGUGGACGCUGCUAGGGAAUGGAGGGAGGACCCCAAGGGUGAGUUUAAGAGGAAGGUAGCCCGCUGUGUACGGAAGAGCCAAGAAAUGGCAUUUGAUUAGCUGCUCCAUGCAACAACUACCAUGCAGAGUGAGUACCAGAAGAAGUGUCCGACUAGUAUAACAAUAUUCUAUUGUGGGAAUUGUAGAAUACUCUGACAUUAAAUGAAUGGCCAGUUUCUUUAAAUAGCGUUGCUUUUAGCGUGGGGGGUCAUCAAUUCUGUGAGCUUGGGAAGUUUUCAAUAUUAAUACCUUAAAUUGGGCAAACAGUUUGUUUUCCUUAAUCACUUUUUUUCUUUUUGUAUUCCAGCCUGAGGAAAGUAAGCUGGUGAGGGCAACCCUGUCAUUACUCAAAGGCCACAUUCCUCUUCAGUGGAGGAGGGCAUAUGAGCCUGAAGUGGCCAGCACUUUUUUCACAAAGCUCUGGUGUUUUUUACAGGAUGUGAGAGAGUUACCAGCUCAAUAAUCUUCAGUUUUCUUACCUGGAAGUUAAUAUUUAAUUUUUAUUUUUGAAAAUGAUAUGUGAUGAUAUAUUAUUAUGGUAAUUUGUGGUCCCUUCUGUUUUAAAUCUGUCACUGAAUCAAGUUUGCAUCACAGUAGCAGUGUGCUCCGCCACAUAAACAUUUGCAAACAAAUUCAAUAACCUUUCCUUUAUUUCUGCUGUGUGUUUGCCCUAAGCUUUUACCAGCAUGCUAAAUAUGUUGUGCAACACACAGAAGUAAGAUUGAACGAAGUAAUUAUGUGUGCAGAGGAUAGAGACACAAUGUCAGUAUUAAGAUUAAACUUGCAAAAUUUUAUUUUAUUUUAUUAUUUUAUACUAGUAAGCUACCCUCUGUGACCUCAUAUUACUGGUAUCUUUAUUAGUCAUACAGUCUACUGUCAUUCUCAGUCCCACUUUCACCAGGGGUUUGGCACUCAGUGGAAUUAUGCCUUAAUUUCUCUUCUACUGUAACCAAGGAAACAGCUUCCAGUGACAUCGGAUCUGCAUGAGAAUACUUUUCAUUCAAAUUUUGAUAAUUUUUUUUUUUGGACUUUGGGGGGAUUUACAUGAGGGAUCUAAAAAUAGUUCAUACAAAAAAACUGAGCUGUGAAAGUAUAUUUUGUAUAUGUAAUUAUGGUGUACCAUAGAAACAUCUGGAUUUACCUCAUCUUCAUGCUUACAGCUCUUGCACUUUUUUGCACAAUAUUUUUUUCCAGUUGUGUGUGAUGUGGUGUUUUUCCUCCCUUAAGAUAUGCAAACUUCCUGUGCAUGCCUUUCACUAUUUUUUUUUCUUAAAAACAUGGAAUGUGUGUUAUUUGCUGAUUAAAGUUUACUGUUUUACAUUUCCUUUUAAAAACCACCUGGUGUCAUUUUUCCCUUGAUCCAGUUCCCUUGCUCUGC
This is a messenger RNA of Megalops cyprinoides (Indo-Pacific tarpon), 1952 nucleotides long. RefSeq names its product ubiquitin-conjugating enzyme E2G 1b (UBC7 homolog, yeast) (gene ube2g1b). The record is from RefSeq and is a predicted model, not a curated record. Gene Ontology annotation, biological process: protein polyubiquitination; proteasome-mediated ubiquitin-dependent protein catabolic process. Bases 125 to 634 code for a protein of 169 amino acids. The transcript has 5 exons. Lineage: Eukaryota; Metazoa; Chordata; Actinopteri; Elopiformes; Megalopidae. Gene Ontology annotation, molecular function: ubiquitin conjugating enzyme activity.